UGACCUUGGCUGCGCAGUGUUUCAGAUAUAAGGUGCGUCGCUGCAUCGCUACAAGUCAGACACAGACACACAGGCACCAUGAGAUCCUUCGCUGUCAUCGUCGUCGUUCUCGUCGCUGUCACUCUCAGCCAGGCUGAUCUUGACAGGCAAAAAUCUAUUGAGACCUUGAAAAAAUGCAAAGCAGAAACAGGAGCUUCAGAAGAUCCAGAACAUACAUUUGAUACACAAACAGUUCCUGAGUCAAAGGAAGGCAAGUGUAUGUUGGCUUGCGUACUCCGUGAGAAGAAGCUGUUGAAGGACGGCAAAGUGAGUGGCCCGGCUGUCAGCAAUUACUUCGAGAAAACUUACUCCGAUAAUCCGGAGAAGCUGGAGUUGGCUGCCCGUGCUGUCGGAAUAUGCAGUACCAAGGAGGUCAAGGGAUUGGACGAGUGUGAAAUGGCUUACGCUUACUUCAAGUGCGGCAAAGAGAACGGUCUCAAGCUGUGAUAGCCAUCAACCACCCUGCUGGCCAGUACAACCAAAGUUCUGUAAUUCAUCAACCUCUACUUAAAAACGUUCAAAUAAAUCAAUUUACAAAUUA
Molecule: messenger RNA, 580 nt
Organism: Homalodisca vitripennis (glassy-winged sharpshooter)
Lineage: Eukaryota; Metazoa; Arthropoda; Insecta; Hemiptera; Cicadellidae
Product: general odorant-binding protein 19d-like
Exons: 7
Coding region: 79-486 (135 amino acids)
Biological process (GO): sensory perception of smell
Molecular function (GO): odorant binding
Source: RefSeq, a predicted model, not a curated record